CUUCUGUCACUAUUUCGACAAUGUCAUCUUCGUCGCCCCCACCAUUCGCAUCCAUCUCGCCCGAGGAUUACGACGAUGACAAUGACAAUGACAAUGACAUGCUCGUGUACUUGCAAGAGGAAAUUUACCUCCUUGGUCCGGACAUGGGAAUCCAAUUUGACUGUCCCGAUAACGAACUAACCUUGUACUUUGACGACGAUCUCCCGAUCAAUGGGACCCUUCAAGAGUGGGGAGAGACGUUCGAAUCCGGGGUUAUCAUCAUUCCAAAUGACUGGGUCUCAUAUUGCGGAGACAUCUCGGACUGGACAUUGCUAGGAUACAGUGAUCCCGAUGUGGUUUUUGUUGACCACGACGAGGAGGAGAGGUAUUAUGAGGCAAUCAACGACCCAGACAUGCAGUAUGUUGUGGUUGUAUUGCAUGACCUGCUGAAUGUCAACUGGCUGAAUCGCACCAUCACCUAUGAGGCAUAUGCAGACGACUUUCGUGCCGUGGUGGGUUCCUUGGAUACCGCCCCUGAGGAAUAUGAUUACUUUACUCCCGGACCUAUUGGAAAUGCCAGUGAGCGAAAUAUCGACUUCUACCAGCCGAGGAAUGUACGCCGCGAUCUGCCAAUUGCCCACCAAGUUUCGAAGCGUGGAAUUGCAGACAUUUUCAGCGUAGUCAAAAUAAUUCCUAGCUUGGCCAAACCAACAGUCCAAACCAUUCAGAACACCAUCACCCUAGUGAACCAAGGCAUGAAGAUCAUGUAUAUCAACGAUAUGCAACAGAGAACCCUAGACGACGCCUUCAACACGCCGGAUGUGACUGUUGACUUGGACCUGUCCAAACUGCCUCAGGUGCCGGGCUGGGAGGGCUUCACAUACAAAUUGUAUCAAUUUUACCAGAACGGAAAAUACUGGGUAGAACUGUGGCGGACUCCAGACCCACGAGUGACUAUCACGAGUUCAUCCCCACCCUUUACGACAACUAAUCCUCCCACAACCACAAUCACGACAACUCCGGGCAGUACUUCUUCUCCCUCUGGUCCUCAGGCAACAUGUGCAUUCCGUCGCGAUAAAGAGCCCCGGGACAGAGACUCCGGGACCUGGUGGAAGCAACUUUUCAAGAUCGACGCCGAGAAAUUGAUCACCACGGGCGAUAUCCCCUUCCCGCUCAAACUGCUGGACAUCGAUGGCCUGAAGCGUGCAGAAGCCAAAGCCGAAGAGGCAUUGUCUAGCGCCAGCCAGGUCUUGAAACGCUUCACCAUUCUCAGUAGCUCGACUACAACUUCGACAGAAGUAUCUCGCACCUCAGAGGCGACAUUGCUUGAACGUGCGGUUGUUGACAAUUUGAAACCAACACCAAGCCCAGCCACGGCAGUGGCUGCUCCGAUUGGUUUCAUCACAGCGGCGCCGCAGAAAAGGGAUGCCGAACCGAUCUGGACAGACGAGAAUGACGGUCUCCCUGGUCUGGGCGCAUUGGACGUGGCCGCUCCAGACUUGGAGAAGCGUCAGGAAAGUAGCGACGCUGGAUUUCUCGACGGAUGUGAUAUUGACCUCCUUGAUUGGGACCUAGAAUUCCGAUUCGGUGAGAAUGCCGCUACCGUCUUUCCACCCACACUCUCCUUCCACAACUAUAGCCUCAAGAACCGAGCAUCAAUACGAAUGCAAUGUCGAGAUCCAUUCCAGAGAGUCAAGGAGACCGCAUAUGUGAGAAUUGCGGCGGUUCCAUUAGGCGGCUGCUCCACCGCGCUCAGGGAGCUCGAAAUCGAUCUCUUCUUUGUCGUACACUUGUCCUCAGUCUUCUCCUCAGGCUCCAACGGGUCAGUGACCAUCGACUACUCCUACAGCUGGAAUCCAAUCAGCUUUGACUUUGAAUUGCUGGGAGGAGGAGAGAAUGGCACAAUCGAUCUGGAUGCAGCUAAACUGGGCAUUGGGCCACCUUCGACCAGCGGCCUGACCUUUGACUACGUCCGGGCCACAAUGGAUUUCCCAGACCUUGAGCUUGGCUUUGCCCUCUCACCAGGACUUCAGGUAGACGUCACGACCCCAUUGUUCAACUAUACUCGUGGCUUCAUGAUGGGCCCAGCCGUCAACAUCGUGUCCAACGGGACAUUUAGUUUCGGUUCAGGAAGCCGUACUUCUAGCUCGGACCUUGCCACUACCACCACGAGAGACAGUUUUCUUCCUGAAUGGGUCGACAACUUCACCGACUGGGUUGGCGCAACCUUCCAGGGCUCAAGGGUUGAUGUGCUGACGGGUUUGAGUUGGGGCGUCUUGUGGACCGACUAUACCUACCAAAAGUUGACGGGUCCCCUGAGCAGCGUAUUCAAGAUCCCGGCUUCGCGGACCAGGAUGGGCUGGCUCUUUGGCCCUUAUAAAUUCUGGAGCCGAGACCCGGAAGGAUCGUGAGGGAGCCAUCCAGGUGACUAGGAAAUAUUGCCCCCAAGAUUUGUCUUCAGACCCGGAUUGACAUCCAUUCACCACUAUUUUCUCUCAAGGGCCAGUAUUCUUGCCCCCGAAGUGGUGGUUUUGAGGAUACCUACAGCGUCAGACCGCAGCAGCGCCACCCGACCAUCAUAGAGAAGUUGGUCGAUCUUUGUGCUGAAUCCAGCCGCUUCCCAAACGGUGUCGGGGAUGGUUGCCACUACGACGCCGCCGACCUUGACGACUCUGAUAAACUCAUCAAGCACAGCGGGUCCAACAUGGCCUUGGGUCAGGGUGCCGACACAGAUGACGACAUCAUAAGACUCGUCGGGCUUUGGAAUCGUUUUUGUGAGGUCAACCUCUUGAAGGGAGGCAUAAUGAUGAGACUUCUCUGCUUGGGCCAGCAUGCCUGGACUGAGAUCAAUGCCGUCGAUUUGGCGAGCUCCCUUUUGCGCAAGCACUGCGCCAACUCGGCCGGUUCCGCAGCCAGCAUCUAGCACCUUGACAGACUCAUCUAGAGUCUCCCGCUGAAUAACUUUCAGCAAAACUUGGACGGCGCGCUCGGGGAAGGCAUAACCCUCAAGAUCCAGAUAUGUAUCGUAGGACUCGGCCCACUCGUUGUAGAGAGUCUGGGCUGCUGAGACACUGUUGAGAGCAUAUGCUCGCGACAGAAAGUCGGACGUAUCCUUGGAAUGGGUAUCCAUUUGAUGAGAGAAUGUGGCAGGUAGUGGGAAACCUCGUACAGAUCCUAAUUUGCUAGAGAGAGAAGAAUUCUAACUUGGCUAGAGCUUUAGCACAAGAACACUAGCUGCUAGGUC
Messenger RNA from Exophiala mesophila, 3223 nucleotides. RefSeq lists its product as uncharacterized. The record is from RefSeq and is a predicted model, not a curated record. The coding region runs from base 21 to 2390 and encodes 789 amino acids. The transcript is spliced from 2 exons. Lineage: Eukaryota; Fungi; Ascomycota; Eurotiomycetes; Chaetothyriales; Herpotrichiellaceae.